CAGGAGGGUCGAUCGGUGUGGACUGCUCUCCUCGUGCAGCAGGAAGACGUGUCCAUCAUUGGGGGUGUCCUUCAGGUUUUGGCCUGGCUUUUCUCGUCAUCGGGCCUCCGACUGGAGAUAAUGAAAGGAUGGCCGAGCACUGAACCGGGACCUGAGGAGCUGAAGGAUGCUGCUGCUGCUGCGGCUAACCGGGGGGAGCACGACGACCAGAACACGGAGGCAGGAGCAGACUGGCUGUCUUUGGAUGAGAUACUACGGCUUUAUAACCAGCCCAUCAAUGAGGAGCAGGCGUGGGCCGUGUGUUACCAGUGCUGCAGGACGUUAGCAAAGGGGGACCGGGGCAGGAGGAGCUCCAGCGCCGCUGCCGGAGCAUCAUCUGCAUCCGCGCCGAGGAGGAUAUCCGGACCGGGGGAUGUGAGGGUACACAGAGACGGCUCCGUGACGGUGGAGCAUCAGGGCAAUAAAGGUAAAUGCAGCCCCUGCACAACAACAGAGGUGAUAGAGUCUCUGGGUAUCAUGAUCUACAAAGCCCUGGAUUAUGGUUUGAAAGAGAAUGAGGAGAGGGAGCUCAGUCCUCCUUUGGAGCAGCUCAUCAACCUCAUGAUCAACAGUGCUGAGGCUGAGGGAGACGUCUGUCCAGAUGAAGGCUACGAGGCCACAGAGGAGGAGGAGGAGGAUGAAGCAGACGAUAACCCGAGAAGCCUGUCCACUGUUCAAGGCUACAGAGACAUUCUCAAGCUGUGCAACAGUCAUCUCCCGAGGCUAUCAGAUGUCUCUACUCACUACCAGGCUGUUUGUCGGGCUCUGUUCACUGAAACUAUGGAGCUGCACACUUUUCUGGAGAAGAUCAAGAGUGCCAAAGAGAACCUUCGGAAAAUGGAAGAAGAGUCAUCAGUGGACUCCAGCCAAGACCUAAAUGAACUACAGAAUGCUGACUGGGCUCGGUUCUGGGUUCAAGUGAUGAGGGACCUACGUGAGGGAGUCAAGCUCAAGAAAGUCCAGGAGCGUCAAUACGACCCCCUGCCCAUCGAGUACCAGCUCACUCCCUAUGAAAUGCUAAUGGACGACAUAAGGGCUAAACGCUACAAACUGCGGAAAGUCAUGGUUGAUGGAGACAUCCCUCCUAGAUUAAAGAAGAGUGCUCAUGAAGUCAUUCUAGAAUUCAUCAGGUCCAGACCUCCUCUCAACCCUGUGUCAGCUCGUCAGUUGAAGCCACAGUGCCAGCCUCCUCCAACACUGCAUGAGCGGAUUCUGAAAGAAAUCAAAGCAGAGAGGAAACUUCGACCUGUAUCACCUGAUGAGAUCCGCAAGAACAGGCUAGAUGAGUUUAGUGGAUGCAUGGGCAGCUCUCUGUCUCUGACCAAUGGAUCAACAUCUCCCAGGGUAGAGCCCUCUGGAUCUCAGUCUGCCCCUCAGAGGAAGAGGCUUCUCAAAGCUCCAAGUCUUGCUGAACUGGACAGUUCGGACUCGGAUGAUGAUAGAAUUGGGGGGCAAUCAGCCAGCAGCUCCAGUGUGGCCACAUCUAUUGUGGAUGAUACAUCACCAGAGUCUGCGUUCAGUAAGAAGACUCCCCCCAUGUUCCUGCCCAUCUCCUCUACUCCCCAGCCAGAGAGACGUCAGACCCACCAGAGGAGGCACUCCAUCGAGAAGGAAACUCCCACCAACGUCCGACCCUUUCAGCAACCCUCCAAACAAAACUCUAAAUCUCUGGAGGAAUUUUGUUUUCCUGUUGAGUGUCUGUCUCUAACAGUAAAUGAAGUGAUGCACAUCAGGCAGGUGCUGGUGAAGGCAGAGCUGGAGAAGUUCCAGCAGUACAAAGAAAUCUACAAUGCUAUGAAAAAGGGAAAGCUUUGCUUCUGUUGUCGAACCAAACGGUUUUCCUUCUUCACCUGGUCCUACAUCUGCCAGUUUUGUAAAAAGCCCGUGUGUUCACAGUGCUGCAAAAAGAUGCGCCUGCCAUCCAAACCUUAUUCAAGCUUGCCCAUUUACUCCAUUGGCUCAACCAACACUCUCCCCAGAGAGAGACUAAGUGCUAUGGCUGCAGUGGGACUCUGUGUUGCUGGGGGGCCAGUAGAAGAUGCCAUGGUGCACUCCAACUUGAAGUCAACACCAAGAGUACCCAAAGGAGCUGGGAAAGCCUCUGGAGCUGCUGGAGCUAAAUCUGAAAGCCCUUCUUGUAGCACACAACGCCACAGCAUUCAGAGGGCUGUGUCCAAGUUUUCAAAGCACGGGUCAUUAAAGUCACAUGAAGAACUGGAGCUUCCCCCAGAGCUGACAGAAGACUGGGCCACCAUGGAAGUGUGUGUGGACUGCAAGAAGUUCAUCUCUGACAUUAUUGCUUCUGGCAAGCACAGCCUGUCCCUGGCCACCAAGAGAGCUCGUUUGAAACAAAAGACCCAAUCCUUGUACCUGUCCUCCCCCAAAGGAAGGACAGAGUACCAGCCAUUGCACCAAACAAUCAAAGAGAUCUGAAACUCUUAAACUCUGCUCUGCUGUAAGCAGCAGAUAUGAUCUCAUUAUAUGUGUUUACUUCAGUCAGAAAGUCUCUAAGAAUGCCUGCAGUGACACUUGUGCUGUGUUUUAAUUGAUGUUUUCAUUAUUAUGUUCAUUUCUAUCCGACAGCAGCAUCAAGGAUUUUUCAAGCAUAUUGUACAUAAACCUCUGAUCUCUUUCCACAGUGUUUGAAAAUAGAACUGAUAUGGAGAUCAGUGUCUGUGUCUUAAAGUCUUCCCUACCCUCUAAUGGUUAAGCAACAAGUGCAAAUAAAAUAAAGAUGCUGAUCAAAUUUCUGAAAAAACAAAAAACACUCUAACAUUAAUGUGCUGCAUAUACAUAGGCCCAUGGUACUGUGGUGUGUGGUUUCAUGCUAGAGUGAGUUCUGUGUAUAUUAAACAGAGAUGGGGAACAAGAGGAAACGACUUCCUCUUUUUCUUUUCUAAAAGACAGAAUUUCCUUAGUUAUCCCAAGGACAUCAGAAAAGCCUCACACUGACUGAAGUGUAAUGAUAACCAUCAUUUCACUGAAAAACUGAAAGGACUAUAUUGGCAAUUUCCCUGUUCUUUUCUCUAGAACUAAAAAUGUGAAUGGUGUUGAAACGAAGAGGAAUAUGAGUGGUUAGUUUGCCUUUGAAUAUAGAUCCUACCAUCUAAGACACUCUUCGACAGAAUAGCCACAGACUCUAGCUGAAGUUUCACUUUCAUGCAGUUGCUUCAAUUUUUUAACCACAGAUUACCACAAGUGAGAAUUUUAAGAUCAACAAGCCCAUGGGCAAACAAGUGGGCGAUAAAUACAGAAAUUACAACUGCAUCAGGAGGAAACUGAUAGUUGAGCUGAGCACCUGUGUCCAGUGAGAGUUAGGGCUCUUUUAUUUAAAGGGCCCUAACUCUCACUGGGAAGCUGUCCACACAAAGGCCAGUUCAGAGCUUUUCACACUUACGCAAUCAUUUUUUCAGCUUAAAGGGAUAUUUCGAGAUUUUUGAAGUUGGGUUGUACGAGGCGCUUGGCUAUAGUAGUAGCAUUAGCCUCUGGUGAUUUCCGUGUAAUUUGAUCCUGUUGUGAUAACGAGCUCGGAUAGAGCCGGCACAUAGCGACUGUAGAUGAGAGCGUGUUGUCCGCGUAAAUUAACGAGUUUCACGAAAAAAUGGGCCAAGAAAAUUUGUUGGCUCACCUGUGCGCUGUGCUGAAAACGUACACAGCGCUUCAUUUCUCCCAUAAACCCUGUCUGUGUCAGGUACUAAUUCACGAUGCAGCUUUCGCCAUUUUGUAUCCUUCUGCCUCUGAACACUGUUUACAUCCGCUGGUUAGCUGUGCGGAUCUGCUGUGAUCUGCAGAAAUAAUAACACCACAUCAAGCUAAAACAAUGAUAGCAUGAGCGAUUUUGACACGAGUGAUGAUGAUGUGCUCUUUACUCUGGACACGAGAGGAUAUUUGUAUGAACUGGAGUACACUGAAGUAGAAAUUAAACAGCCGCUAUGUGCCGGCUCUCUCCAAGCUCGUUA
Messenger RNA from Cheilinus undulatus (humphead wrasse), 3998 nucleotides. RefSeq names its product spire-type actin nucleation factor 1b (gene spire1b). Bases 121 to 2472 code for a protein of 783 amino acids. The transcript has 16 exons. Lineage: Eukaryota; Metazoa; Chordata; Actinopteri; Labriformes; Labridae. The record is from RefSeq and is a predicted model, not a curated record. Gene Ontology annotation, molecular function: actin binding. Gene Ontology annotation, cellular component: cytoplasmic vesicle membrane; cell cortex. Gene Ontology annotation, biological process: actin filament polymerization; cleavage furrow formation; Golgi vesicle transport.